GCUCGAUCAUGCAGAAGCAAUUUGCGUUGCUGCUCACCGUCAGUGCGCUAGUCGCAAACGGUUACCCCACGGACCUGGGUCAUCAGCAUGGAAGUGGUAGCAGUAGUGGUAGCUCGGCCAUCAGUAACUCACAGUCUGCAGGCUUUGGUGGUUUUCCGGCACUGCCCGGCUUCCAGGGAGGAUUCGGUCAGCCACAGUUCUCGCAACCGCUUGUAGCGGGACCGGGUCACACUGCCGGUGGAUGGAGUCCGGAUGUGUUUGGCAAAGGAUUCCCAUUCCCUGCUCCGGGCAGCAGUUCGGGAAGCUCAUCGUUCUCCAGCUCGUUCUCGUCGAGCCACGGUGGAAAGGUGACCGGUUCUCAGUCACAGGCACAGUCCGGUAGUCACAGUAUAGGACAUGGUGGAUCGAGCUCGGGAAGCUCGGCUGGAUCGCAAUCGUUCAGCAAGGGUGGUCAUGGACAUCAUGGAAGUGAGAGUGGAAGUGCCGCUGGCGCACAGUCAAUUUCGCACGAUCAUCACGGCCAUCAAGGAUCCUCAUCCGGCGCUCAAUCGCAUUCUGGCAGCCACGACGUUCACGGUCACGAUCAUGGAAAGGAUCUUCAAAGCGGUGCUGGAGCAAACGCACAAUCGCACUCGGCCGGUCAGGACCAUCACGGACUUCAUGGAGCGGUUGGCAGCUCGGCUGGAGCUCAAUCACAGUCGGCUUCUUCGGAUCAGGGACAUGGACACGGUCAUCUGACAUCGGGUAGCAAUGCUGGCGCACAGUCCGUUUCACAGUCUGUGCAAGACGCACACCACGGACAUGGUCACGGACCGGCCCACGGAUCCUCCAGCUCGGCCGGCGCUCAAUCACAGUCGCAGUCGAGUGUGGCGAAAGAUCAUCACGGUUACCAGCAUGGUUCGGGAGGUCAUCAGCACGGACCGGGUGGACAUCAUCAGGAGUAUCAGCACGGACACAGCCGGGACGGUGAGGGAUUCGGGGUGCGUGUGAGCGCGGACGAAUCGCAGGACGGAUCGGUGAAGAAGACUGCAAGCGAGGCUUGGGUAUGGAAGGAUUAAGCUGGCCGAUUUCUUUCGGUUGAUAAUUAUGUAUUUAUGAACAUUAGCACUGCUAAUAAAAAUAGGAU
Molecule: messenger RNA, 1126 nt
Organism: Anopheles maculipalpis
Lineage: Eukaryota; Metazoa; Arthropoda; Insecta; Diptera; Culicidae
Product: hornerin-like
Exons: 1
Coding region: 9-1058 (349 amino acids)
Source: RefSeq, a predicted model, not a curated record